AUGGCGAAGGCCGGCGGGGGCCUGAUCUGGGCGACGGCGGAGGACCUGGCGCGGAACCGGCCGGUGGUGCUGUCCAUGUACCGGCAGAUCCUGCGGGCGCUCAACUCGCCGGCGCUGCCGCUGGGCCACGCGGCGCGGCUGGCCAAGAAGGCCGAGUGCCGCGCCAUCUUCAUCUUCGGCGCCGAGGAGAGGUCGCUGCACAACAUCCAGGACCUCCUCGCCGCCGCGCGCCACACCCUCGGCCUCCUCAACCGCGGCCGCGUCCCCUAG
Molecule: messenger RNA, 270 nt
Organism: Triticum turgidum subsp. durum (durum wheat)
Lineage: Eukaryota; Viridiplantae; Streptophyta; Magnoliopsida; Poales; Poaceae
Source: the annotation of a GenBank genome assembly